UUUAUGAAUGGGAAGUUUCAACAUCAAAAAGAUUACAUGAAGCUGUACUUAAAGCAUGUGGUUAUACAGGUCUUGGAUUAACACCUGAUUCAAAAACAGUCUAUGCUGUUGGUACUGAUAGAAAAAUUAAAGAAAUUUUUGAAGCACAACAAAUUGUUCGUGAAGUUUCAAUCACACCAGAUGAUGUUCAACCCACUGCAAUUGCUCUUAGUCAUACGGGUAAAUCUUUAUUAGUUGGCACAUCCAAAGGAACUGUUCGAUCAUAUUCAUUUCCAAUAUCAAAACCUGAUGACUAUACGGAAUAUAUUGGUCAUGUUGGCAUGGUCAAUCGAUUACGUGUAACAUACCAAGAUGAAUAUGCUGUAACAAUUGGUGAUGAUGGUAUUGUAAUUCUCUGGACAUUACAAGAAGUUGGUAUUGCAAAGAAAGAAAAAGAAACAAUUUAUGCUGAAGAAAUUCUUAUAACUAAAACUGAUCUUGAAGAAAAAAAUGCCUUAAUUCGUGAAUUAAAACAACGUGUUUCAGAAUUACGUGAAGAAAAUGAUUAUCAAUUAAAAUUAAAAGAAAUGAAUUAUGCUGAAAGAAUACGUGAUUUAACUGAUAAAUUUAUGCAAGAAAUGGAAAAUUUAAAGACUAAACAUACAGUUGUUACUGGUGAAAAAGAAAAAGAAGCUAGUAGACAUGCUGAACAAUUACAUGAUCUUACGGAAAAACAACUCAAAGAAUUACAAGAUUUAGAAAGCUCGAAUAAUCAAAAAUUAAUGUUAGAAUAUGAAAAAUAUCAAGAUCUUCAAGCUAAAACUCAAAAAACUCAAGAAGAUUAUGAAAGACAAUUAACGGAAUUAGAAAAUCGUAAAGAAGAAGAAGUUUCACAACAACGUUUGCAAUUUACAGCUCAACUCGAAAGAAUUAAAAAUGAACUUAUUCUCACACCAUUCUAG
Messenger RNA from Adineta steineri, 941 nucleotides. The record is from the annotation of a GenBank genome assembly. NCBI's taxonomy places the organism in Eukaryota, Metazoa, Rotifera, Eurotatoria, Adinetida, Adinetidae.